AUGCAACAACUUGACGAAGGAAUUGACGAAGAAAUCAACAGCAAUUAUCAACAAACAGAAAUAUCCAACUCGGAAUUGAAUGAAAAUUCCAAUUCACCACAAUUAUCUAUCAAGAUUAUCACAUUCGGAGUAUUGCAUGGUAAAAUUCCAAAGAAUAGUUAUGAUGUCUUGUACAAUUUACAAGAACUUCCAAAUCCUCUGACUGCACAAGCUAGAAAGAAGAUGACUGGACUUUCAAAAGAGUUGAGAGAGGAUUUCAUUUCCAAUACAAUGGUUAAAUCUCAUUUUGAAACAUCGUAUAGAGAAAUUGUUGGAAAGUUGAAUGAAAAAUUAAAAGAAUUGAGAAAUAUUGCUGUAGAAUUGGAGGAUAAACCAGAGGAAGAGAAGGAAACCAAAGAAGAUGAGGAAGAAAGUGAAGAAAAUGAGGAAGACGAAGAUGAUGAGGAAGAAAUUGAAGAUGAAGACGAAGAAGAAGAUGAAGAGGAUGAUGAGGAAGAAGAUACUGAUGAAAAUACCUUUGUUAUUGCUGUAUGUUGUCACAAGGGAAAGCACAGAUCUGUUUCAUUUGCAGAAAUUCUCAAAGAAAAGCUCACCUCAGAUUCAACACUUCGUUCCUCAAUUAGUUCCCUAAAUGUUGUCCACAGGGAUGUUCAUAAGAAGGGUGCUUCCAACAAUAACUCACGAGGCUCCCACAAGAGCAAAUUCUUCAAUGACUACUAA
Naegleria gruberi is the source of this 720-nucleotide messenger RNA. RefSeq lists its product as uncharacterized. The record is from RefSeq and is a predicted model, not a curated record. Gene Ontology annotation, molecular function: ATP binding. The transcript has a single exon. Lineage: Eukaryota; Heterolobosea; Eutetramitea; Acrasida; Naegleriidae. Bases 1 to 720 code for a protein of 239 amino acids.